GUUAUUGUUCAACCCAAACAAAUGGACAAAAAGACACACAACACGUCCAACACAAAACCCUCCACCCACCUUUCCCUCCCCCUUUUGCUCUUCUCUUCUCCCCUUUUUUCUCUCGACUACUUCCCAACCUACCUCUAGGGACUGCUGCUACUAGCGGCAGUAACGUUAUUAUCAUUCCUACCGUGAUCCCGGCCUAUCACGAACUACAUAGCUUCCUUCUAUACGUCUUCAUCUUGUCUACUUGCCGAUGCUUUACCCCCCCCCCCCCGGCUCUCCCUUGUCACCUUGUCAUAACAAGGAAUUCUCUCGAUUAGUCGACUAUUUGAAAAUCGCAUCCCUUGUGCGCACUCGGGACGUGACUAUCACCGGCUUGAUCGCCUUCUUCCAAUUCGAUCGGUGCAAGGGGAUCCCUAAGGGGAACUAAAAACAAAGUCAAAUCAAAACUCCUCCAGGCCUAAGCCUCGAGCCCCAAUUCAAGCGGGGCCAGUCAAAUGCGAGGUUCCUAUUCCCCCGCGUCCGAACUACUUUUGAUCCUUGCCAAAAAAAAAAAAAUUCCCCAAAACACUGACGAAGAGAAAAAAAAAAAAAAAAAACCCAAAGAGACUUCCCCACCAACGAAGCAGCAGCCCGUCGCCGCCUGGAAAAUCCUCCGCCCUCUCGUCCACCUCCUCCACUUUAUCCUCCUCCCCUCUCUUCUCUCUUCUCUCUCCGCCACAUUCCCACCCUAAACUCCCCCUCGCUGCGUGCGAGACUCCGAGAGAGAGAGGAAGAGGGUAAACCUUUAUUCCUUUUCUUACCCCCCUCCCUCCCCCUCCCCUCUCUCAGUCGCUCUGCAAUCUCUCUAUGACGCUCAGCAUCUCGAUUGAUCCCCAAGAUCCGCACGGCUCGGAUUCUCUGUCAGACGAGGAGGACUCGUCCGGGGUGCAUGUUAACAGCCAUGACUUUGAGGACUAUGAUAAUGAGACAUCGCACCGUAGCCGCUCGCACCACGGUUCCCGCUCCGCUUCGGGCCGCCCAAACCUGCACCGGCGUAUGGUUCCCGAACGCGAUCCUCGCGAGUCCUAUGGGACUCGCUCCCGCCGACAGCCUUCUCCUCCAGAAUCCCCCGACAGCGGGGAUUCCGAGGAGUAUUCUUAUCCCCGCGCCCCGGCAGAGCGCCGGUGGCCACAGGCGCCACCUGCACCACCGGGGUAUGCUCCAAGCAACUCAUCCGGCCCGACCUUUGGCGCAUUCCCUCCCGGACAUGCCCCUCCUUACCCGCAUCAAAAUGGCCAGAUCCCAUCAGAAGCACUAGUUUCCCUCCGCCAUGCCAACCCCGGGGCUCAGCCGUACGGCGCGGGUCAUUAUCCAUAUGGCGCACAAUUCCCAGCCUCGCACGGAGCUGCCAUGCAUCAGUACUAUCCCCACGAUGGAGUGCACCCCCGUCACCACUCCCGCCUACCGCAACAGUCACGAAUUGACCCGCAUCAUCCCUCUCAACCGCCCGUGCCACCCCACCUGGCGGGGCACGUCUCGCCGCCAUAUCCGGGGUCGCCUUUCCACCAAGAAUUGAUGCAUUAUGCACCCCAAUUCUACAACUACCGAGACCCAUACUCGAUGGUUCCCGGCAUGGUACCACCCUAUUUCCAAUAUCCUCAAGUGCCUCCCCAAUCGCAUCCCCCAGAAGCAGCCGCGUCGCCGGCACCAGCACCAGCACCAACUCCAGCACCAGCGCCAGCGCCAGCGCCCGAACCCGCACCAGCACCAGCACCCGCGGUAGAUGCUGCAAAGGACGAAGCCAUUGCGCGACUGGAGAAACUGAUUAUGGAUGAACGCACGGAGCGCGAGGCCAAGGAAGCCGCGCGCCUCGCUGCGAUCGAGCGCGAGGCCGCCGAGAAGGCGGCGCGAGAGCAGCAACUCGCCCACGACCGCAAGAUUGCCGAGGAAGCGGCUUUCCUGGCGCGGGCCGACGCGGAGAAAAGGGCUGCCGAAGCAGCGGCAGCCGCGAAGGACGAGGCAGAGAAGGUCGCCGCGGCAGCAGCUUCAGAGGCAGCAGCGGCGGCCACUGCAGCGGCCAAUGCAGCGGCCACUGCAGCUGCCGCGGAGGCAGCUAAUGCCGUGGCUGAAGCAGCAAAGAAGCCUCCCCCGGAGAAAAAGAAGCCCAUCAAAUUCAAAGACGCCGUGGGAAGAAAGUUCAGUUUCCCCUUCGAGUUGUGUGCUACCUGGCAGGGGAUGGAAGAUCUGAUCAAGCAGGCAUUUCUUCAUAUCGAAGUGAUUGGACCGCAUGUUGCAGAAGGGCACUAUGAUCUUGUAGGCCCCAAUGGCGACAUUAUUCUUCCGCAGGUAUGGGAGACCGUCGUCGAGCCGGAUUGGACUAUCACCAUGCACAUGUGGCCCAUCCCUGAGAAGCCUAAAGAUGCCGACCCUCCGCCAGCUAAGGAGGAGGCUCCGGCUGCUCCUGCAAAGGCCGAUCCACCUGCGCCAUCUGCAGAGCCUAAAAAGAAACCUGAAGCUCCCAAGAAGCCUGUGCGCAAAGGUGACGCGGGUGGAUUUGCGAAGUGGAUGCUGGGUGGCCGGCCCCCUCCUAAGUCAGCCAAGGCCGUAAAGGCAGACAAGAAGCCCGAUGCCGCCCCUCAGUGAGGUGUAUAUGUUGGAUGACUGGGGUGUGGCCCACUACCCUGGGGCUUCUCCUCUUUCCAUUCCCUUUUUGAUACAAAAUCAUGCUCAUCCCCCACCACCACUUUACGCUGGUUGGAUUGUUGGACCUCUCAUCAUUGAGCCUGAAGUGGGCAAGAGAAAACAGGCAUAAAGCUUUGAGAGAGAAACAUCGGGAGAAAAAGCCUGACCCUCCCAGGACAUGAGGCUGUGCUUGGCCAGCCUACGGCUUCGGCCAUUUGCCUUUCGAGCUACUCGUCUUUAUUUAUUAAGACAUUCAUGAGAACUCGUUCUACGGGGCAUCCUUGGGCCAUGGCUAUCGUUGUUGAAGCCUCUGUGGUCUUCACGAAAGCCUUACGGCUUAAUCACUGCCCUCCAAUGAACCCCAUUACCAUUUAGCUACAUCUAUAACCGAUAUUUGAAUACAAAUGAAAAUUACUUGAUGAACGAGAUCUCGAACAGCGCCUAUUGUUGUCUGUGUGGCUGGAGUAAGGGUAGGCGAAACGUAGAGAAGAUUGCUCACUCAUCGUUGAGGAAGUAGAGGCUUCCACCCAAUAUUCUCUCCUGAAACGUCGUCAAGGAGAUCGCCCGUUUCGGCGCUAGAAACUCCAGAUACUCCACUUACCCCAUCUAAGCUCUGACGGGAACUCGAAAUAUUUUGCCAAGUAGCGCUUCGAGCUGAGCCGGAAGUUGCAGAGGAAAUCCGACCGCCUGUCGCCUGGGAGCUCAAGGAGAUCGGUUUCCUGGGAACAGCAGGCGGCGACUUUUCAGCGGCAGAUUUGUCUGCCACUGGAGAUUGCAUGUUGUUU
Molecule: messenger RNA, 3443 nt
Organism: Penicillium brasilianum
Lineage: Eukaryota; Fungi; Ascomycota; Eurotiomycetes; Eurotiales; Aspergillaceae
Source: the annotation of a GenBank genome assembly